This is a messenger RNA of Anopheles maculipalpis, 1590 nucleotides long. It is a transcript of the gene TkR86C, whose product is annotated as tachykinin-like peptides receptor 86C. Gene Ontology annotation, cellular component: plasma membrane. The coding region runs from base 7 to 1500 and encodes 497 amino acids. Gene Ontology annotation, biological process: G protein-coupled receptor signaling pathway. The record is from RefSeq and is a predicted model, not a curated record. Gene Ontology annotation, molecular function: tachykinin receptor activity. Lineage: Eukaryota; Metazoa; Arthropoda; Insecta; Diptera; Culicidae. The transcript is spliced from 9 exons.
CCCAAAAUGAGCGAGUCGGUCGAGCUGGAGCUGUUGAUAAAUUGUACCCAGGCGACCGUUCUGCGGUUUCCCUGGUCGACCGACUUCAAUACAACCGUGAUCGGCGAACUGAAUCGGACGGAAGUGUUGGACGUGUUGGGUGAAAUGAUUACCAGAAGCCGUGGAUACGUGCCAAAGUCAGCCGACCUGCUAACGCUAAGAGAGUUCAUCACGGAAUGCCUGUUCCCGACCACCAAAAGCCCCUACGAGCUGCCCUGGCAGCUGAAGACCGCCUGGGGCGUAGUGUUUGGCGCGAUGCUCCUCGUGGCCAUCACCGGCAACUGUAUCGUCCUGUGGAUCGUGCUCGCCCAUCGUCGUAUGCGCACCGUAACAAACUACUUCCUGUUGAACUUGAGUGUGGCCGACCUGCUGAUGUCCUCGCUGAACUGCUCGUUUAACUUUAUCUUCAUGCUCAACUCUGACUGGCCGUUUGGGUCGGUCUACUGCACGAUAAACAACUUCAUGGCCAACAUGUCCGUCGCAUCGUCCGUGUUUACGCUCGUGGCAAUCUCUUUCGAUCGGUACAUAGCGAUAGUGCAUCCGUUGCGUCACCGGACGUCAAGGAAGAAGGCCCGGAUCUUUCUUUUAAUCAUCUGGGCGUUGAGCUGUGUCCUGGCGGCACCGUGCCUGAUGUACUCGACUGUGAUGACGAAGCGAUAUAAUAAUGGUAAAACGCGCACCGUAUGCUACAUGCUGUGGCCUGACGGACGAUAUCCUACAUCCAUGGCAGAUUACAUCUACAACCUGGUGUUCCUGAUACUCACCUACGGCAUACCGAUGUUGAUCAUGAUCGUCUGCUACUCACUGAUGGGCCGCGAGCUGUGGGGCAGCCGCUCCAUUGGCGAACACACCGAACGGCAGCUUGAGUCGAUGAAAUCGAAAAAAAAGGUUGUGCGAAUGUUUAUAAUUGUGGUAACGAUAUUUGCUAUCUGCUGGUUGCCGUAUCAUCUGUUUUUCGUGUACGCGUACCACAACAACCAGAUGACGUCGUCGAGCUACGUACAGCAGCUUUAUCUGGGCUUCUACUGGCUCGCCAUGUCAAACGCAAUGGUUAACCCCAUCAUCUACUACUGGAUGAAUGGCCGCUUCCGGGUGUAUUUCCAGGAAAUUAUAUGCUUCUGCUGCCUGCAGUUCAUCAACUCGCGUAUGCGGGACGGCGUGCCCCAGGGUGUGCUGUUAAACAAAAAUUCCAACUCCGAGCUGGGCCGGUACCGGUCGUAUCGACAACGGUCCGUUUCGGUACGAUGGCGGCCACCGAGCACGGAAGAGUAUAGGAUGCGAACAGGCCUUCCCCGUCCGGCUCAUCUGAGCGUGAACGUGCUAGAAAGUGCGGUCAACGGUGGUGGUGACAAGCAGCCGGUUGCCGACAUUGCCGAACUGCAGACCAUCAACUUCCUGCACCUGAACCACAACUCGAACGAGCUGCAGCACAGCUCCUCCAACAGUCACGAAUUCUCCUGACAUCCGCAGUACGAUUAAGCCCACGAUCACCGGCAAACGACCGUCGCUUCGGUUCCAUCGCGACGAACCAUUCGAGAGACGAGAUUUUGC